AUGAAAGAUUUGAAUAAAUUGAGUGAAUACUUGAAUAAUUUUUUAAUCGGUGGAAUUAACCUAUUUUCAGCUCCAGACAGUGUAAAUAAAUUUUCUGAGAAGAGAUUGUUAUUUGAGAAGUCUCUAGUUUGUGGUUCUUUCUGGUCAAUUUCAGCCCUAACAAUUCUUUCUGAACCAAUAUCGCAGUCCAACCUCAUCUCUCUACUCAAGUUACUCAACUCUUGUUUCACCAAUAUUAAUACUUUUUCCUAUACUUCUGUGAAUUCCAACUCUUCCCAUAGUUCUGUGGUCACUAACACAGAGUUUGGACCAGUAUUAAAGGCUUUUAUGGAAUAUAAUAAUAAUUUGUACAGUGAUAAUAUCCAAAGUACACUUUACGCUAUUGAAAUUAACUACUUGUUACGUAAUUUCCCCUUGUAUAAACAGUCCCAAUCCGGAAUUGAUCACUUGCUCCUCACUAGUUCAGACUUGAUUCCCAUAAUAAACUAUAUUAAAUCACUUUAUAACCCUGAAGGUUAUUUUUUCAACCAUUUCAAACCCUCUAACGAAUACUCAAUCCCUCAUUACACUGAUCUUAGGAGCACUAUGUCUGCUCUUUGUGCCUUUACUUUGGCCCUCAAAUUACUCAACUACUACGAAACUCAGAUCACUGAUGAACUCAAUAAAUCAUUUGAUUUGGAUAGAAUUUAUAAAUUUUUAAGGUCUCACUUUAAUUCCGAUGGCGGAAUUUCACUAUCAAAAAAUGCCCAAAGUCAUGUCGCUGGCGCCUUCUGCUGCAUAGGAUCUCUCGUACUAAUUGAAAGAAUCAAUUCCAUAUCUCAUAAAAGAAUUAAAUUACUCAUCAGUUGGCUACUGGAGCGUAUGAGUAUAAAUGGAGGCAUAAAUGGCCGUGUUGGGAAAUCAAAUGACAUAUGUUACAUUUGGUGGUGUUUGUCCACAUUAUUCCUGUUGGUUAAAUAUUAUGACAAACCUGUGAAGUUGUUUAAUCAGACCGUUAUUGCCAGGAUUUCCAGGUUUGUUGAGCAGUCACAAAAUUCUGACGGUGGCUUUUCAGCUAAUAAAUCUCAUGAGAAUUCUGACCCUUAUCAUUCCUUUACAGCUUUACUUUCAAUCGCUUUGCUUAACCAAUUCCACAAUAAAUACAAUAUUCACGAAAUUGAACCUCUUUUCGCCAUUCCAAUCAAUCCAACUCAUUCCACACAAUUAAUUCAUUAA
Theileria annulata is the source of this 1215-nucleotide messenger RNA. RefSeq names its product type ii proteins geranylgeranyltransferase beta subunit, putative. The transcript is spliced from 2 exons. The record is from RefSeq and is a predicted model, not a curated record. Bases 1 to 1215 code for a protein of 404 amino acids. Gene Ontology annotation, molecular function: Rab geranylgeranyltransferase activity. Gene Ontology annotation, cellular component: Rab-protein geranylgeranyltransferase complex. Gene Ontology annotation, biological process: protein geranylgeranylation. Lineage: Eukaryota; Apicomplexa; Aconoidasida; Piroplasmida; Theileriidae.